This is a messenger RNA of Coturnix japonica (Japanese quail), 1773 nucleotides long. NCBI's taxonomy places the organism in Eukaryota, Metazoa, Chordata, Aves, Galliformes, Phasianidae. The record is from RefSeq and is a predicted model, not a curated record.
AGAGGCAGGGCUAGGACAACUAUCCUGGAAGUGAUCAAGCCUGUGCCCCAGCCCAAGCUCCUGGAGAUCUCUAACCAGAACAGUUCUCACAUCAAGCUGAUCUGCCUCCUGCCCAAUGGAACCAUGGCUGCUGUCUCCUGGAAGAAAGAUGGACAUUCCCUUAUCCCACAAAAUUAUUAUUAUCAGCUCACUCAGAACUCCACUGAAUUGUGGAUAAGGAAGGGAGGGAGGUCAAACUGUGGCUCCUACUCCUGCAAUGUCAGCAAUGCUGUAAGCUGGAAUGUGGCAACCGUCAACCUCACAAUAACAGGUCUCUCGCCUCCUCUCCAUAAUGCAUUGAGGAUGACAGUGGCUGCACUGGUUUUCGCUGUCAUUGCUGCCAUCAGCUUUGUUAUCCAGCUCGUGAAGCCAGGGGCGCACAGACUCGGAAAAGAAGCAUGGACAUGGCUAACUAAACCCAUCAUAGGGCUGCUGGGCAUCUCAAGUCUCCUCCUGUUUGUCACCUCUGUCAUCUGGAUGCGGGAAGAAGGUCCUUCUGCUGCCUUCAUCCUGCAUGGGCUUUACUUCCUUGCUGCAGUCAUGAUUAUGGUGAUGAUUGCUGUGAUCUCUCUGUGCAGACCAGAAGCACUCACCCAGCGUCCAGCCCAGACCUGCCCCCGUGUCAUCCAGCACAGCACACCCAUGACAAUGGCAGCCAACUUGUCAUUCUCCUGCCUCUUGCUCCACAUCUUCCAGCAGGUCCAUGAGCGUGGCUGCUCGGAGCCAGUUAAUGUGAUUUCCAGCUGUGUCCUUGCUGUACUGGGAGCUCUCCUGCUGCUGCUGCUCUUCUUCCUCCAGUAUUACAAGAAGAAGAUGGAUGCGAGCACACGGACAAACACCCAAGGGAAAGCAGAUGAUCGAGGCUCAAACCAAGACAAGAAGAGCAACCUGUCCCUUCAGCAUCCUGGAGACAACAUCAGGCAGGAUCCAGGCUGAAAAAAAGGCAGUAAGGCACUGCAAGCUCUGUCUGCUCUCUAGCAGAGCUUGGGGCAAAAAUUCAGCCAAAAAAGAGGGAGGGAGUAAAAGAAGAUACAUGUUGCUGACUUAGCUGUCCCAGCUAUGAUGUAUUGCUAUUUGUCACUGAUUGGGCCAGUACUUUUUGACUUCAGAAGAUUCCUAACCUGUUUUGCUUUCCACUUCCUGAGCUGCAUUCUUGUUGUCUUAUUGUAUGGUGCCUUACAGCUACAGCCAUUGUGAGCUCCAGCACUGACCUGUGUGCCUUAGCGGUAGAACUCUAUAUGGCUUUUAAAGUGUCUGCGACCUCAAGUGCCCUGAGCUGAUUUCCAUUCCGCUAACCCAGCCCUGUCCCACCUAGUGUGCAAUGUGCAUUGUCUGGGCUGACGCCAGGCCAAGGCGAGGGUGCAGCGCUAACUCAAGUUACAGCAAGUAAUUGUGUGCAUCCUGUUACAUUGGUUAAAGACAGUCCUGUGAACGGUGAAAAAUAUGCAGCUUUGCUUUCAGGUUUGAAAAAGAAAUUUGAGAAUAGGCUUCAAGAUUGCAAAAAAAUUAUCAACAUUUGAAACUCCAUUUUCAGUCGAUGUGAAUUCAUUACCUGUGAAUUUUCAAAUGGGGUGUAUUGAGUUACAAUCAGACAUUAAGCUCAAACAGUCUGAUGCCUGAUGCAUCAGUUUCACAAAGCCAAGGUCAUGUAUCCAAAGAGUUUUAUGGUUUUAUUGCUUGCUUCUUAACAAUGUUGUAAUGUUUGAAAAGUUGAAAUAAAUUUUGUUUCCUAUA